GAGAGUGAAGAAAAACGGUGAAUAGUCAGAAUCGAUCGGUCGUCGCGAGAAAAGCAAGUGCUAGUUGAAAACUGCUUACGGGAGUGUUCAUUGAAGAGCUUGUUUUAAUACAUAUUUUAUCUGUAACGGUAAUCUUGGUCAUCAGCCAUCAAUAUGAGAGAAAUUGUACAUCUGCAAGUCGGCCAGUGCGGAAAUCAGAUUGGAUCCAAGUUCUGGGAAACCAUCUCAGACGAGCAUGGUAUCAAUCCGUCCGGUCACUACAUCGGCAACAAUGAUCUCCAGUUGGAACGCAUUGACGUGUACUACUCGGAGGCCAACGGAAACCGAUAUGUACCAAGGGCUGUUCUCGUCGAUCUGGAACCAGGCACCAUGGACUCGGUCCGUCAGUCUCCCUACGGUGACCUGUUCAGACCGGAUAAUUUUGUCUUUGCGCAAUCCGGAGCCGGUAAUAAUUGGGCCAAGGGUCACUACACAGAAGGUGCCGAACUGGUUGAAAGUGUUCUUGACGUAGUACGUAAGGAGGCCGAAACAUGUGACUGUCUACAAGGCUUUCAGUUGGCACAUUCCCUCGGUGGCGGAAGUGGUUCCGGCAUGGGCACUCUGCUCGUCUCCAAAAUUCGCGAAGAGUAUCCUGACAGGAUUAUCAACACAUUCUCAGUCUAUCCCUCGCCAAAGGUCUCGGAUACUGUCGUAGAGCCGUACAAUGCCGUUCUAUCUAUUCAUCAGCUGGUGGAAAAUACCGACGGAACGUUCUGCAUCGACAACGAAGCACUCUAUGAUAUCUGCUUCCGAACGUUGAAGCUCAGCUCGCCGACCUACGGCGAUCUGAACCAUCUAGUAUCCCUUACAAUGUCCGGCGUGACAACGUGUUUCCGAUUCCCAGGUCAGCUUAAUGCCGAUUUACGUAAGCUGGCCGUCAACAUGGUUCCAUUCCCGCGUUUGCAUUUCUUCAUGCCCGGUUUUGCACCGCUAACGGCCAAGGGCUCACAACAAUACCGUAUUGAAAGCGUUUCCGAACUGACCGCGCAGAUGUUCGAUGCGAAGAACAUGAUGACGGCAUGCGAUCCCAGACACGGACGGUAUCUGACCUGCGCGGCCAUCUUCCGAGGUCUCGUCUCGAUGAAGGAAGUUGAUCAGCAAAUGAUGAACGUCCAGAGCAAGAAUAGCAGCUACUUCGUGGAAUGGAUUCCGAACAAUGUGAAGGUGGCUGUAUGUGACAUUCCUCCACGUGGUCUGAAGAUGUCGGCGACGUUCAUCGGAAACUCGACGGCCAUUCAGGAGAUCUUCAAGCGUAUCUCCGAACAGUUCACUGCCAUGUUCAGACGGAAGGCUUUCCUGCAUUGGUACACCGGCGAAGGUAUGGACGAGAUGGAGUUCACCGAGGCGGAGUCCAAUUUGAACGAUCUGAUCUCCGAGUACCAACAGUACCAGGAAGCUUCAGUUGAUGAAUACGAGGACGGCGAGCAAGAGUUCGAAGAGGAAAAUGAACAGCACGAUUAGGAUUAGUAAUCACGUGGGCUUAUCGUUGUUUGUUGCCUUUUUGAGAAAUGUGUUCAAUAUUUACGAUCGCUUCAUAUUUUAUUUUAUUUUUUUUUUUAACGCAUUAACGACUCUGUACCCUUUGAGGUACUAAUAAGUAAAGGAAUGUAUAACAAUGAUUCUUAUGAGUUUUAAAAUGUGAUCACGUGAAGUAAACCAUUCGGAACCAUUAGUACAACGUUUUCGAGAAAGCAUGAACGUUGAAAUAUCUCGCUCUCAACUUUCAACUGUAAUGAAACGUGUUUCUAUGCAUUAAAAUAUUUUAACACAUUAAA
Molecule: messenger RNA, 1814 nt
Organism: Ochlerotatus camptorhynchus
Lineage: Eukaryota; Metazoa; Arthropoda; Insecta; Diptera; Culicidae
Product: tubulin beta chain-like
Exons: 6
Coding region: 154-1500 (448 amino acids)
Biological process (GO): microtubule cytoskeleton organization; mitotic cell cycle
Cellular component (GO): microtubule; cytoplasm
Molecular function (GO): structural constituent of cytoskeleton; GTPase activity; GTP binding
Source: RefSeq, a predicted model, not a curated record